Molecule: messenger RNA, 1878 nt
Organism: Pistacia vera
Lineage: Eukaryota; Viridiplantae; Streptophyta; Magnoliopsida; Sapindales; Anacardiaceae
Product: transcription factor MYB119-like
Exons: 7
Coding region: 1-1878 (625 amino acids)
Biological process (GO): regulation of DNA-templated transcription
Cellular component (GO): nucleus
Molecular function (GO): RNA polymerase II cis-regulatory region sequence-specific DNA binding; DNA-binding transcription factor activity, RNA polymerase II-specific
Source: RefSeq, a predicted model, not a curated record
AUGGCAGGCUUAAGAUGUGGGAAAUUACCAGAAGCGGCAGAGCUAGAUGGAAUAAAGAACAGUAGGGCAACCGAAAACUUGGCUAAAAAGGGUUUAGGGGAGAAAGCGUGUAUUACGGGACAUGAUUUAGAGGAGAGGUUAGAAGAAGGAGUCGUCCGUAUCUUCCUCACCACUACUAGGGGUGAAGCGGGAGAGGAGUAUGUUACAUCCUUCGAAGUACUGGAGGAUGAAGCAGAUGAAGGGAUAAACCGCCUAAUUCGAGAUCUAAAAGGGGUUACGCAUCACAUUGAUGAUGUAUUGGCACUCAUGAGGCUACGACAGAGCAAUACUGGUGAUAUAUUGUAUCCCGAUUGUGCCAUCACCGAUGUGGCCUUUGGCCAAAUGCUAGUAAUGAUAUAUGACACUUUAAUGAAAAAGGCCAUUGCUUGUGUUAUUAGGCGUCAGGCUGUUGAUACUUGGAUUGUGGUGCUGAUGCUGAAGUUGUAUAACAGCGUCUGUGUCAGUCAGAUAGGAAAUGAAGGCAUGGCUAACAAGUGCGUUAUUUAUGCACCGGACACCGCAAAUGGCUUCACUUGUUACUCCUCUAACGCUUCCUCCUGUACCCCUUCCUCAACUCCUUCGUCAGUCGGGAUGAUUUAUGCAGAUAUGGCUUCUCUGUCUCUUAGUCCCAAUUAUGGAACUGCAGUUUCGCUUGUUUCUGCUUCUAUAGAGACUCAUGUUUGCAGGAACUCUGAUAUGGAAAAUGGGAGAGCUUGCUGGGGUUUUCCUCUCAUGGGUAACAGCUUAACGAGAAACUUUGAGGGACAACAUAAUACUGAUGUUAAUGUUGAGGGUAAGAGCUCUUAUUACAGUGAUGGGUUUGGAGAAACCAAUGAGACCAUAAUCCACAAUGUCAACUUGAAUGAAGAUUUUAACCCUAACGAGAAUAUAGUGAUAAGCGGAAAGGAAACAGAUAGUGGGCAGGCAAAGCUUUGUGCUAGAGGCCACUGGAGGCCGGCGGAAGAUACCAAACUCAAGGAACUUGUUGCUCUUUAUGGCCCCCAAAACUGGAACCUUAUAGCCGAGAAGCUAGAAGGUAGAUCAGGUAAAAGCUGUAGGCUGAGGUGGUUUAACCAGUUGGAUCCAAAGAUCAACAGAAGAGCUUUUACUGAAGAAGAAGAAGAAAGGUUAAUGCAAGCUCAUAGAGUUUAUGGUAACAAAUGGGCCAUGAUAGCCAGGCUCUUUCCUGGAAGAACUGAUAACGCAGUCAAGAACCAUUGGCAUGUUAUAAUGGCUAGGAAAUAUAGAGAACAAUCCAGUGCAUAUAGAAGGCGGAAGCUGAGCCAAUCUAUCUACAAAAGAAUGGAGGAUAUCCCGGGGAUUGUCUGCAGAGAUGCAGCCGCCAGAAAUGAACCACAACCAUACUGUUUCAGUGUCCCCAAUGGAGGACUCAGCAACAUCUCUCCCUUCUCUUAUGGAGCUUUUAAUGGUGGCGGUGGUGGGGUUGAUUUUACCUUCAACGGUUCACCCCACACGACCAGUGGGCAAGAAGCAAUCUUAAGCAACAAGGACCCUUACAGUGGGUUUUGUCUACAGCAGACACCUAGUGAUUUCUUCCCUGGUCCCAAGAGCAAUGAUAUGAUGGGCAUGUUCAGCCAGGUGAGAUCUUGGGAUAGGCCUAUUGAUGAAGCCCACGUUUCUGGUUUCAAUCUUCACCACCAUCCUCAAUACUUGAUGGCAAUGCAACAGUCAAACUUCCAGCACCACCCUCACAUUUUCUUUGAUUCCACGGCAUUUACACCUCAAUUUUCAGCCAGUGAAGCUUCAUCAUCGGUAGGCAGCCAUUUUGACGCCGUUCCACCACGCUUCUUUGAUUUUCUCGGGGUCGGAGCCACAUGA